Messenger RNA from Magallana angulata, 1686 nucleotides. RefSeq lists its product as uncharacterized. NCBI's taxonomy places the organism in Eukaryota, Metazoa, Mollusca, Bivalvia, Ostreida, Ostreidae. The record is from RefSeq and is a predicted model, not a curated record. The transcript is spliced from 5 exons. Bases 116 to 1276 code for a protein of 386 amino acids.
AGUUAACUACUGGAUCAUAAAAUGCACAACUUAAUCACAGAAGUACAACACGAGAGGUGUUAUGCAACUGAGUUAAAUUAAGUUUGUGUACCCUCUUCGAAAUGAGACACCGUCGAUGCCUUUACACUUCUUGGUUUCAGUCGUCCUCUUGCUGUUGGCCGGGGGUCGUUCUACCGUCCCUGUGGGGUCAGUGCUGAUGCCAGGGUCUACACCCUCCUCCCCAAACCCCAACCUGAGGGACUGUCUGGUCCACGCGGGCUAUUACAACGUCUCAGACUCGCCCGCCCACUACAACAACGACUUCGCCAAAGCGGUCCACAGGUGGUGCAGUGUCUAUGAAGCCGUGCUGCCCUGUGCUGAGAGUUCCGCCAAAUCUAAUCCUCUUCGGAGCCCCUCUGACUGGUUCUUCUCUCUGAUUUUCAAUUCCUCCAUAGCAAAUCACACGUCCUCUACUAUAUGCCAGAAACUUAGCAAGUUUGGGAGGAAGUUGCGCUGCAUGGGGAAGGCCCAGGAGUUGCGGGCCCUGAGGUGUGUGGAUUCUCUGACCAAGCCGAUUAAGAAGGCCCUGAUGAAGAUAUACCUCACCAACAUGUCCAUGGUGGACCUCGCGCAAAAGGCAUCGUGUCUGAUUUCAGCCGCCACGGCUACGUGCUUUAGAGAAAAGGUCUCUUCAUGCAGGGCAUACCUCAGGGACUACAUCGGCGCGUAUAACUUAAUAUUUGGCGGGAAAUGUAUUGCAUUCCUCCGAUCACGUGAUAAAAACGAGACUACGACGGACGAUGCACUGACCCCGCAGUCCUUGGACCAAGAAUGGAUGACCACAAUUCAAAAUUUGGUCAAUGAAGGAAACAAGCUGAAAAUAUAUCAACGUAACGAAAGUAGAAGGGGUGACAUUAUAUCGGAGGUAACAGACAUUCCUAGUACACCAACAGCCCUUACAACCCCCGGUUUCAUUUUCACAGACCUUGGAAUAACCCGGGCCAGUGUUAAACAUACCCAGACUACCGCUAGCGUAUUUAUGGGCACCAAAUCUACCUCCAGAUUUAUUUUUGACUCCAAAGGCCGUGAUUUGUUUCAGACGUCUACUGCGCAGGUUUCUGUACAAGGUCCAAGUACUACAGAUUCCGGGGACUCUGGGGACACGCCCACAGGGUUUGGUGGCUCCAUAGACAAUGUUGCAUCACGUGAUGGAUCCAGUGGAGGAGAAAUGAUCACUGCCCAGCAUAUCGCACUAUUAUCUAUUAUAACGGUUUCUGUAGUUCUUUUUGGGUACUAAGAAGUUUAUUUUUCAUCUAGCAUGGCGUCUAAAUGACUGUGAUUUUGAAAUUAGACCAUACCUCUUGGAAAACCCGUUGGUUACUCUCAACUACUCUACCCAUCCACCACAUAUUUGCUCUGGGGGAAGAUAAAACUAGAGUAGGAUUGUAUUGCUGAUGUAGUGGAUUUUUGAGUUAGGGAAGAACUGAUUUUUAGGAGUUUAGUGAGAUUUGAGUCUGCGCCCUCAUUGUAUCACAGGGUUUUAAACCUGUCUGAGUCAUAUAAAUCGACUCAUACAGUUAAUAUAUAAGAUUGUAAACAUGAGAAAUCCAUCCAAUAAAUAUGAUGUAUAUUUGUAUACGUAUUGAAUAUAUUCUCUUUUCGUUUUUUAAAGUCUGAAUUAAAUAAUGUUAUGCCUCCUAAGGGAAA